Candidozyma haemuli is the source of this 690-nucleotide messenger RNA. It is a transcript of the gene DCG1, whose product is annotated as Dcg1p. The record is from RefSeq and is a predicted model, not a curated record. The coding region runs from base 1 to 690 and encodes 229 amino acids. Lineage: Eukaryota; Fungi; Ascomycota; Pichiomycetes; Serinales; Metschnikowiaceae. The transcript has a single exon.
AUGACUUCCAUUCUCGUGAUCAAUCCAAACUCCUCAGUUUCAGUUUCUGAAAACCUCCGUUCCACCGUGGCAGCCCCACCAGGCGUAACCCUCGAAUACUACACUGCUCCACUGGACGCUCCUCCAGAGAUCAGUGGUACCGAAACCCUGAUCCAGUCAGAACAAGCAUCACUUCCUGAUAUCCUACAAAAGAACCUUCUUGACAAGUAUGAUGGGUUCCUUGUCGCUUGCUACUCAGACCACCCAUUAGUCUACUCUCUAGCAAAACACACCUCCAAACCAGUGCUAGGCAUAAUGCAAGCUACUCUCUUAUAUAGCUAUGCCAAUGCCAGAGCCAGGAAGCUGUUUGUGUUGACCAGUACCAGUGGGUGGUUACCACUUUUAGACGAUGCAAUUACCAAAUUUGCCGGUGCUGGAACGUUUCCCUAUGAAAAAUUCCAGAAAACAAGAGCUCUAGACGUGCUGGUGUUGAACCUCAGUGACGCCUCGGAGUUUCUGAAAAUUACCGAUAGACUAGAGCUUUUUUUGCGCGAGUACGCUGAAGACCAUAUAGACUGCGUAUUGCUUGGAUGUGCUGGAAUGGCCGGGUUGGACGAAAAGCUCAGGGCAAAAUUUCCUUCCAUUGUAUUUAUCGACAGUGUAAAAGCUGGCGUCGAGUUUCUUGUAUCGCUUACCAGAUUGGGCCAGUAA